AUGGCGCCGUCAGCCGCCCACACGACAGACAACAUAGCAACGCCCAUCGAUCUCAAGUCGAUCCCUCCGUUCUGGCAAAGGAAGAAUGGAAUCCUUCUGUACUUUUUGCUCACGUCUUCGCUCGUGACGAGCGCUGCGCUUGGCAUCGACGGGUCCAUGACGAAUGGCAUGCAAGCGUUGCCCGCCUGGCAAGAGCGCUUCGGCCAUCCCACGGGCUCCAAGCUCGGCUUCUUCGGCGCUUCGAACGCGAUCGGUGGCGUCGUUCCGCUCCUCACCUUGGGCUGGGUAGGCGACAGGUUUGGGCGGCGUGUUCCCACGGCCCUCGGCUCCCUGGUCAUCAUCAUUGGCGUCUUUGUCGAGUUCUUCGCAACCUCCCUGGACAUGUAUAUUGGCGGCAAGAUGAUCCUAGGCUUCGGCAGCGGCCUGGUCCAGAUGACUGCUGCCGUCCUCGUCACCGAGUUGAGCCACCCCAAGGAGCGGGUCCAGGUCACCACCUUCUACAACACGUCCAUUGUGCUGGGCUAUGUCGUCGGCGCUUGGGCAACGUAUGGCUGUUUCCGGAUCCCGGGCCAGUGGUCCUGGAGGCUGCCCACGCUCGUCCAAAUCCUGCCCUCGGCCUACCAGCUCGCCCUCAUCUUCUUCUCCCCAGAGUCCCCGCGAUGGCUGGUCGCCAAGCGCAAGCUUGACCAAGCCCGCCGGAUCCUCGUCAAGUACCACGGCGAAGGCGAUGCCCUAUCACCCGUCGUGGCGUUCGAGUAUGCCGAGAUCCAGCAAGUCAUUGCCAAGGAGGCCGAGCAGAACAUGACAUGGGGUGGAUUCUUCUCGUCAGUGCCCAACCUGAAACGAAUCGGUCUCUGCUUCGCAACUGCCCUCUUCAGUCAAAGCUCCGGCAACUUGCUCGUGUCCAACUAUCUCACCCAGAUCCUUAAAGACACCGGGGUCAACAACCACAAGGACAUCACUCUGGUCAACGCCAUGCUGACAUUGUGGCAGUAUAUCGUCGCCCUCACCGUCGCCGCCAUCGUCGACAGGUUCGAGAGGCGCACUUUUUUCCUCGUGGGCUCCGGCGGCGUCGUUGCCGCCUUCGUUGCUUGGACCAUUGCUGCGCAGCAGUAUCUGGAGCAGAAUUCGCUGCCCGCUGGUCGGCUUGUCCUCGUGUGCAUCUUCGUCUUCCAAGCAUUCUACACGUUUGCAUGGACAAACCUGGUUGUCACAUAUUCCCUCGAGGUCGUCACCUACCAGAUGCGUGCCAAGACUUGGGCUUUUGUCUUGCUCACCAUUCAGGUUGCUUCUAUAUUUGGAAACUAUGUCAAUCCAAUCGCGCUGCAAACCAUUGGAUGGAAAAUAUACAUAUACUACUGCAUCUGGGUAACCAUCAUCUUCAUCACCGUCUACUUCUUUUUCGUUGAGACUGCGGGGCCGACUCUUGAGGAGUUGACCUUCUUAUUUGACAAGGAGGAUGCCAGGAUGCGCGUCGUGCAGGUGGCCAAGGGAAUUGAGGAUGCUCACAUGCAUGUGGAUGAGAAGAUGGAGCAGAAGCCGGUAUAG
Ustilaginoidea virens is the source of this 1548-nucleotide messenger RNA. RefSeq lists its product as uncharacterized. Bases 1 to 1548 code for a protein of 515 amino acids. The record is from RefSeq and is a predicted model, not a curated record. Lineage: Eukaryota; Fungi; Ascomycota; Sordariomycetes; Hypocreales; Clavicipitaceae. The transcript is spliced from 2 exons. Gene Ontology annotation, biological process: carbohydrate transport; transmembrane transport. Gene Ontology annotation, cellular component: membrane. Gene Ontology annotation, molecular function: carbohydrate:proton symporter activity.